This is a messenger RNA of Nannizzia gypsea CBS 118893, 2145 nucleotides long. RefSeq lists its product as hypothetical. Bases 1 to 2145 code for a protein of 714 amino acids. The transcript has 2 exons. Gene Ontology annotation, molecular function: chromatin binding. Gene Ontology annotation, cellular component: nuclear inner membrane. The record is from RefSeq and is a predicted model, not a curated record. Lineage: Eukaryota; Fungi; Ascomycota; Eurotiomycetes; Onygenales; Arthrodermataceae.
AUGGCGUCCGGCUCGGAUACCAAUGAUGAGCUCUACUACCUUCAACCUGAUUUUGACUUGAAUACGCUGACAGUGCCACGACUUCGGUCCAUCCUUGUGAGCCAUGAUAUCUCCUAUCCAGCGUCUGCGAAGAAAUCCCAGCUAGUUGCUAUCCUCGAAAGUGAAGUUAUUCCACAAGCUAAGAAACUGCUGCGUGAGAGAGAUCGGGUUCGAAGGACAAGCCGGGGCAUAACAAACAUGCCAUAUAACGGGUACCCCAGCGGCGAGCCAGAGGAGGAGGUUGAGGCGAUUGAUAGGCGACAGAGAAGCAGAUCGAGAGCAACGAGGUCGAGCACCAGGGCAUCCACUGCUGAAUCAGAAUACAGAGCCACUUCGCCUCUCUCUGCGGCGAAAAGGACAACCAGAGGCUCAAGCAAACAUCCGCGGUCGUCUGAUACCGAUAUGCCAGACAACUACGACAAUACCCCUUUGGCAACACCAAUACGGCCAAGUGGCAGGAAAUCAAGGAAGAGCGAGGUUUACCUUACCCCCCACGCAUCUCACUACGACAAUGUCGAAACUCCAACAGCCGUCAAGAGCGAGUAUACCGUGGAUACACCAUUCACAGAUGACAAUCCUUUCCAGGGCGGCAGCUCUCCAUUAAAUAGCCCCAAAUUCAAGUCACCGAACUCAGAGCACCGGCGGAAGAGCGGGAUAAGUCGCUUGUCUGAAGUUGAGGAGAGGAGGAGACGCAGAUCCGAAAUUCGAACGCCCGCUAGAGUGAAGCAAGAAGAGGAUAUACAGGUUCCCACGCGAUCGACAUUUACCUCACCAAUCUCUCAUUUUGAGGGAACGCCCCGAUUCGAGGAGUCAUCCGAUAUUGAGCCCGGAGAAGAGUUCACGCCUGACGAGCAGCUAGCGUUGGAUCAGGAACACGCCCUCAAUGGAAGACGAAGAUCUGUACUGAGGGCCCGACCUCAAAAUGAACGAAGUAAUGGCGGCAUAUUCGCGUCAUGGUUUGUCAUUCUAACGCUGCUGAGUGGUUUUGGCCUUUGGUGGCGGAAAGAAAAGAUCGAAAUAGGCUAUUGCGGCGUUGGCAAGGCACAUUGGUCCUUGGAAGACACAAAUGUACCGGCUUGGGCAAAUAUCAUUGAGCCACAGUGUGAAACAUGCCCUCAACAUGCCUUCUGUUAUCCCAAUUUCGAGGCCGGAUGUGAGCAGGGCUUUGUUCUUAAGGCUCACCCGCUGUCAUUAGGUGGCCUCGUACCUCUACCUCCCACUUGCGAGGCGGAUGGUGAAAAGGCCCGACGGAUCAAGGUGGUUGCAGAUAAAGCUAUCGAGGAACUAAGAACGCAGCGAGCGAACUUCGAGUGCGGUGAACCCGACAAAGAGACCGACGAAGUAGUAUCCACGCCAGAAGUCACUACUUCCGAGCUUCGAGAUAAAGUAGGCAGUCUUAGAAAGAAAGGAAGAUUGAGCGAGGAAGAAUUUGACGAUCUUUGGGAAGCCUCAAUAGGCGAGAUAACGGGGCGCGAGGAAGUUGUUGUCAGCACAGGUCCAUCAUCCAGCUCAGAUAUCAGAUUCGCAUCCACAUCUCUCGCAAAGCUCUCCUUCACCUGCUCCAUCCGAAGACACCUCAGACUCUCUCUCCUCGCGUAUCGACUCCCUAUUCUCAUUCUAACUCUGUGUUUCUUAUUGGCUGCAUAUAUCCGAUCACAUAUCUUAGCUGGGCGAACUGAUGCUGCCCGUGUUCCAUCUUUAGUUGGUAUGACACUAGACAGACUUGCUACACAGGCUGCUCUCCAUGCACGAGGUGAGGCAUUAGAGCCCUGGAUAUCUGUUGGACAACUACGUGAUGACGUAUUACGUGACGAGUUACGGGGCAGCCGCCGUGAGAAGCUGUGGAAGCGUGUUCGAGCAUUCGUUGAAGGCAACGCUAAUGUCAGGGCUUCAGUCCGUGAAAGCCGUGGCGGAGACGUCUCGAGAGUCUGGGAAUGGAUUGGUGGUGUAAGCGGUGUUGCGAAUGAGCGUGAGUUGGCUUCUCGUCGGGAGAGUUCGAAGGUCAAGUUCUCGCUGACACCGUCUUCCGAGAAUGUUGUACAUUCACCUGAUUCAGGCUCUAGGAGAGAAAACAAAAAAUGGGACGAAAGCAGGGCAAUAUAUUAA